Molecule: messenger RNA, 1158 nt
Organism: Botrytis deweyae
Lineage: Eukaryota; Fungi; Ascomycota; Leotiomycetes; Helotiales; Sclerotiniaceae
Exons: 1
Coding region: 1-1158 (385 amino acids)
Source: RefSeq, a predicted model, not a curated record
AUGCUUAACCCAACAGUAUCAUCUCCAGAAGCAGAGUCACGGCUCACUUUUGGUGUCGAACUAGAAUUCCUCUUAGCUACUAUAUCCAAGGGCGGUGAAACCCCUCAUCCAAGUGAUCCUCGCGAGGUAGAUCCAAGAAUUCUCGCGGAUGAAGAUUCGAUAAAUUAUGAUAUUGAGAGGAAAUUGGAGGAAGUUGGCAUUGCAGCAACGGUGAAGGAGUCCGACUAUGGAAAUCUGGGAGAAGUUAAUGCAGCCGCUGCUACCGAUUGGAUAUUGCAAACUGACUUCACCGUUGGCCCGGGCCAGCAAAAUUCAAACGUCAGAAAGUAUCUUGAAUAUGGCAUGGAAAUGUCAUCUCCUCCCUACUACUACGAUGAAGCCACUCGAAGGACCGUAGAAACAGUUGUGAGGAAAUUGAGAAAUAGUUACUUAGUUCGCGUCAACGAAACUACAGGGCUGCAUGUUCAUGUCGGCAUUGGAUACCGUGGUUUCGACUGGCCCAUCUUGCGUAACUUUUUGGCCAUUGCAUGGACCUACGAACGUCAGAUUUUGUUGAUAAUGCCUGAGAUUCGGCUAGAUAACCCACAUUGUAAGUCCCUCAGAGAUUCCAAACUAGGUAGCUACGAUCCCAGGCUCACUCGCCUUGAGGUUCUAAAUCGUAUUCUGUCAUUUACUAAUAAUGGGCAAGUAGUUAGGGAAAUUGGAAGCAGAAAUACAGGCUUUAACAUAAGUAAUUUGGCUCCUCCUUUCCUUUCUAGUUUUGGCAAACGCACAAUCGAGUUUCGUCACCACCCUGGAACUCUCGACUCGGAGAGCAUUUUACACUGGGUUCACAUAUGCGUGAAGUUGGUCGAAAAGGCAUGUCUCAUCAAGAACGAAGCCGAGCUUUUUGAACAACUCCGAACCGACGUUGAAAAGCCAGUUGGAUUUGGAGACAAGAAUAAUGUUACCACGGUCGACUAUCUUAUGUGGCUUGGCUGUCCAUCCCAAGCAUACUACUAUGGUAAGCAGCUCAUAUCCGACAAGGUCCGAGUAGAGAAAAGAAUAAGAGAUGCUGCAGAAGAAGAAGCGAAGAGCGUACCUACACAACCCGCAGGACUUCCGCAAAAUAUGCUAGACAUCUUGCGGAAUGCCCUCGGGACACCCAGAAAUAGGUAA